AUGAAGGGUACAGAGAAUCGUGCAAUAAAGGGUACAGAGGUCGCUGUUACAGGUGUGAGUGGGAAUGUUGCUGCUACAACGUUGGUCGAAUCAGCAACUGCUGCGAGGUGCAGAGGCAUGGGCAUGAGUGUGGGUGUGAGUGCGAGUGCGAGUGCGAGUGUGGGUGCGAGUGUGAGUGUCAUUGCUGGGGGAAAUGCACGCGAUGGGGGAGGAGAGGAAGCAGGGGGCGAAGAAGUUGGAGGGGCAGAGGAGGCAGAGGAGGAGAAAGCAACUAGCGAGGGGGGAGGAGAAGGAGCAGGGUUUGAAGAAGGGGAAGGGUUGGCGAAAGAGGAGAAAAAGGGAGCGGGAGAGGAGCAGGGGGGAGCAGGCGGAGGGGGGAGACUGGACGAAUUAGAGGGAGAGGGAGCAGAAGAGGAGGAAGUGCGGGCGGUUAAAGGGGAGGAGGGUGCAGAGGAAAGGAAAGAAAGUGGUGGGGGGAAAGAAAAGGAAGCAGAGGGAGCAGAUGGAAGAGGAGAGGGAGCAGACGGAGGAGCAGAGGAAGCAGAUGGAGGAGGAGAGGAAGCAGAUGGAGGAGGAGAGGGAGCAGAUGGAGGAGGAGAGGGAGGAGAUGGAGGAGACGGAGCAGAGGGAGGAGAGGGAGGAGAGACAGGAGAGGGAGCAGAGGGAGGAGCAGAGGAAGCAGAUGGAGGAGGAGAGGAAGCAGAUGGAGGAGGAGAGGGAGGAGAUGGAGGAGACGGAGCAGAGGGAGGAGAGGGAGGAGAGACAGGAGAGGGAGCAGAGGGAGGAGCAGAGGGAGCAGAUGAAGGAGGGGAGGGAACAGAGGGAAUGGAACAGGGAGGUGGGGAAGGAGAGGGGGGAGGAGGGGAAGCGGAGGUAGGAGAGGGGGGAGGAGGGGAAGCGGAGGGAGGAGAGGGGGUCGGAGGGGGAGCAGAGGAAGGAAGGAGAACCCGACCGCAAAGGCAGAAGAGGAAGAGGGGGCUAGGGGGAGAUGAUGAUUCACCGCCUCUCCUUUCGUCCCUCUCUCCCGCGCCUCCUCUCAACCGCCCAUCUUCUCUCCCUCCCCCUCGACCUGCAACCCUCCCUCCCAUGCUCCCCUCUGCUCACCAAACCUCUGAACCGUCUCAUAACCCUCACAAUCCUCUCAUGGCUGCAGCAACUGCAGCAACGCACCCUACUGCGCUUCCUGCCGCUUCUCUUCCUCUCCCAACCGCCUGCAAUGGGUUUCAGCGAGGGAAUGCUGCUGCUACUGCUGCUGCUGCUGCUGAUUCUGCUGCUGGUGCUGCUCCUCUUGCUGCUGCUGGCACUUGUGCUGCUGCCGCUGCUGCCUUUCCUCCUCCUCGUCCUCCUGUUGUUGCUGCCACCACUGCUGUUGGCGGUUAUGUUGCGGCUUCUGCCACUGCUGUUUCACCUGCCACUGUUGUUUCACCUGAGAUUUCACCUGAAACGCUGCUGGUGGUGUCUGAAAUGAAGACUGCCAGGUUACUUAUGCUGGGCCCCACUGAUGCCGCCACUAUUGCCCAUGGCCUUUUGUCGCUGGUGCAGUUCGAGAUUCGAGGCCUUCGAAUCGUGCACAAGCUCGGGUCGCCCCUCCCCCAGGCCAUGCACCCUCCAGCGUAUCAAAGUGCAGGCUCCAUCCGCUGUGACGUCUGCACCACCUCAUGCGCUCGCCUGCCUUUGACUGUCAUCGGCCCAACUGAUGUUCUCCAGUCAGACGUGCCCCUUGUGAAAGCCCUGCGCCUGCACCUGCUGCACCUCUGCUCCCCUCCUGCUGUCACCCUUCCAGAAUCACCAUCAACAUCACCACCUGUAGCAUCAAUAGCAAUUGUAGCAGCAGCUGUUGCUGCAGUGCCUGUAGCAACGUGUGCAGCUGUGCCUGUAGCAUCAGCUGUAGCAACGCCUGUGGCAGGAGGACCUGUAGCGGCAGCGGCUGUAGCAGAGGUGCCUGUAGCAGAACCAGCUGCGUUAAACCCCACCACUGCAGUCCUUCCCUCAACAGACAGUCUGAUGAACGGGCAGAUGAACGGGCAGAUGAACAGGCAGAUGAACCGGCAGAUCAAGUACAGGAGCAACAGAAACACCACUACCAGCAUCAGCAGCAGCAUCUGUCACAUGAGCAGCAUCUGUGUAAAAACGAUCCCAGACGAACCUUUCCACGUUCGCCCCUCCUUGCAUUCCGCUGUUCUCGAGCGGACCGCACAACCCUUGCUUGCUUUACGUGACAGUGAGGGGAAAAGGGCUUCUGAGGCGCCUCAUAACGUCCGCCCCUCCUUGCUUUCCGCUGUUCUCGAGCGGACCGCACAACCCUUGCCUACCUCAUCUGGUUCUUUGGAGGAAGACAGACGAAAGGGCAGCAGCACAUGUGGCAGUGAGGAGGAGGAGAGGGGGGAGCCACGUGGCGGGCUGACGCAGUGCCAGGUGUCGAUGCCAGUGUGGAUAUACCAUAUCAUUCGGCAGCUCGCACUCACGCCAACGCUUCCCUCCCCCUCGCACCGCCUGCUGAGGCUGGGCGUUGUGGGGGUGGCUGGGUUCCUGGUGCACGCUGCUUCAAUAACAACCCCCCUUCCCUUCCCUCCCCCACAACAGAUCAUUCGUCAGCUUGCAUUGACACCCACGCUCCCCUCCCCCUCGCACCGCCUGCUGAGGCUGGGCAUUGUGGGGGUGGAUGGGUUCCUGGUGCAUGCAGCCUGUAUAGCGGAAAAGGAAUGA
Molecule: messenger RNA, 2706 nt
Organism: Closterium sp. Naga37s-1
Lineage: Eukaryota; Viridiplantae; Streptophyta; Zygnematophyceae; Desmidiales; Closteriaceae
Source: the annotation of a GenBank genome assembly